CCUUAUCAGUAAUCACACAUUUUUGUAUAUCCGUUCAUUCAUUUAUUCCCCACUGGCUUUGAUUUCAAUUACCUCUCAGCCACUCGCUCCUUUUUUCGCCCUUUCACUCCUAUCUUUGUCUCUCACUGCAAAAAACACAAACUAACACUUCUAAGCCAAUUUCUUAUGCAAGAACAAGGUCACUACCACUUAAAGGUUCUUGAAUUUUGAAUUUUGGAGAUAUAUGCAAAGAGAUAAGAGAAGAAUUUUGGGAAUUGAGCUUUUUGUUAGGUCUAUUAUGAUUGCUCUUUAAGUUAAGUAUAAAGAGUAAUGACUAGUAUGGCUUCCCUAGUGAGUUUGGGGAGUGUUUGUGGAUGUUCUUCUGGUGGACAGUUUGAAGGGUCAUUCUCACUAGUUAGGAGGGUUUCUUUAGCCAACAACUUUAGAAACUUUAAUAGAAUUUGGGUUGGGAAAAGAUGGCGUUAUGUCUCUGUCUGUAGAUACUCUGUUACCACGGAUUUCGUUGCUUCUGAUCAGGGGACAUCAAUUUCCCUUGAUUCCUCAUCCAGGAGUAAUAAGGAGGAUGAUCUCUUGCUUAAGCCGUCCCCAAAACCACAGUUAAAACCUGGACCUAAACCCGGGCCUGCUUUAGGAAUGGGUCCAGUCAGUAGGAAUGGACCGGUCAGUAGCUCUGGUUCUGAUGAUGAAAAGGGAAAACCUAAUGAAGAAGAGAGAAGCAAGGUCAUUGAGUCACUUGGAGAGGCAUUAGAGAAAGCGGAGAAGCUAGAAACUAACAGAAAAGCAAAUGUGUUGGUUAAUAAUAAGUCGUCUGCCAAUGCACGUACUGCACAAAGAAAUAGCAAGCCAGUUGAUUCUGAUGAUUCUUCCAACAGGAAGUCCAAAACUUUGAAGAGUGUCUGGAAAAAAGGGAAUCCAGUUGCUGCUAUACAAAAAGUUGUAAAACCACCACCCCCUAAACAGGAACCAGUGGCUGAUAGUGGAAUUAGGAAGAGUGAGUCUCAAACUGUUGCCCCGCUAAAACCCCCUCAGCCACCCCAGAAGGUUCAACCACAAUUACAAGCAAGACCCUCUGUAGCUCCUCCUCCUCCUGUUAUCAAGAAACCGGUGAUAUUAAAGGAUGUCGGUGCGGCAGCAAAGCCCCCACCCACUGAGGGAAUUGAAUCAGCUGGAAAGACCAAAGAACGCAAGACAAUAUUGGUCGACAAGUUUGCUUCCAAGAAACCAGCUGUUGAUCCUAUGAUUGCUCAGGCUGUUUUAGCUCCUCCAAAACCUGGAAAGAGCCCACCUCCUGGUAGAUUCAGGGAGGAGUUCCGGAAAAAGGGUGGUGCUUUUGGAGGACAAAGAAGGCGUAUGGUUGAUGAUGGGAUUCCUGACGAGGAAGCAUCAGAGCUUGAUGUUUCGAUUCCUGGUGCAGCAGCAAGGAAGGGAAGAAAGUGGACAAAGGCAAGUCGCAAGGCAGCCCGACUUAGGGCUGCUAAAGAGUCUGCACCUGUCAAAGUAGAAAUUCUAGAGGUUGGUGAAGAAGGCAUGCCGACUGAGGAGUUGGCCUACAACUUAGCUACUAGUGAAGGUGAAAUCCUUGGUCUUCUAUACUCAAAAGGAAUCAAGCCUGAUGGUGUGCAAACUCUCAGUAAUGACAUGGUGAAGAUGGUUUGUAAAGAAUAUGAAGUGGAAGUUAUUGAUGCUGUCACCGUUAAAGUGGAAGAGAUGGCAAGAAAGAAGGAAAUUUUCGAUGAAGAUGACUUGGACAAAUUACAAGAUAGACCCCCUGUCAUAACUAUAAUGGGUCAUGUUGAUCAUGGAAAGACUACUCUCUUGGACCAUAUACGCAAGACCAAGGUGGCGGCAUCCGAAGCUGGUGGGAUUACUCAAGGAAUAGGGGCAUAUAAGGUGCAAGUUCCUAUUGACACCAAGCCGCAGAUAUGUGUUUUUCUUGAUACACCUGGACACGAGGCGUUUGGGGCAAUGAGAGCUCGUGGAGCAAGAGUGACAGACAUUGCUAUCAUUGUAGUAGCUGCUGAUGACGGUAUUCGGCCUCAGACAAAUGAGGCCAUAGCACAUGCCAAGGCAGCCGGCGUUCCAAUUGUGAUUGCCAUAAAUAAGAUUGAUAAGGAUGGAGCAAAUCCUGAGCGAGUCAUGCAAGAACUUUCCUCCAUUGGUUUGAUGCCGGAAGAUUGGGGCGGUGACGUUCCAAUGGUUCAGAUCAGUGCUCUUAAAGGAGAGAAUAUAGACGAUUUGCUGGAAACUGUCAUGCUUGUUGCGGAGUUGCAAGAGUUGAAGGCUAAUCCUCAAAGAAAUGCCAAGGGGACUGUGAUUGAGGCAGGUCUCGAUAAAUCUAAAGGACCUGUAGCAACGUUCAUUGUGCAGAAUGGUACACUGAAAGGAGGAGACGUAGUAGUUUGUGGUGAAGCUUAUGGAAAGGUGCGGGCUCUCUUUGAUGAUAAGGGAAAACGUGUUGAUGAAGCCGGACCCUCCAUACCUGUGCAGGUGAUUGGAUUGAACAAUGUCCCAGUUGCUGGUGACGAGUUUGAGGUUGUUGGGUCCCUUGAUAUUGCUCGUGAAAAAGCCGAAGCACGAGAGGAUUCCUUGCGAACUGAGCGUUUAUCAGCAAAGGCCGGAGAUGGGAAAAUUACACUCUCUUCUUUUGCUUCUGCUGUUUCAGGAGGAACUGGUCUAGACUUGCACCAACUAAAUAUUAUUCUGAAAGUUGAUCUUCAGGGAUCGAUUGAGGCGGUCAGACAAGCUCUUCAGGUUCUUCCACAGGAUAAUGUCACUUUGAAGUUCCUACUGCAAGCUACUGGUGAUGUGAACGCCAGUGAUGUUGAUCUUGCUGUAGCAAGUAAAGCUAUUAUUUUCGGCUUUAAUGUUAAAACUCCGGGUUCUGUCAAGAGCUAUGCAGACAAUAAAGGUGUUGAGAUCCGACUAUACAGAGUUAUAUAUGAGCUUAUUGACGAUGUGCGAAAAGCAAUGGAGGGACUUUUGGAAUCAGUUGAGGAACAAGUGCCAAUUGGUUCAGCAGAAGUACGUGCUGUGUUCAGCAGUGGUAGUGGUCGUGUUGCUGGAUGCAUGGUAACAGAGGGAAAAGUAGUGGAAGACUGUGGUAUUCGUGUCGUUAGGAAAGGCAAAGAAGUUCAUGUUGGUGUGCUUGAAUCUUUAAGACGGGUGAAGGAAGCUGUGAAAGAGGUUAACGCCGGACUGGAGUGUGGAAUUGGGGUUGACGGGUUCGAUGACUGGGAGGUGGGUGAUAUUCUGGAGGCUUUCAACUCAGUUCAGAAAAGACGAACACUUGAGGAGGCUUCAGCCUCAAUGGCAGCAGCACUUGAAGAAGUGGGGAUAAGCCUAUAAGGAAAGCAGAGGCACAUAACUUAAUAACUUUUUUUGUGCCAGUUGUAGUUGGGGUUGUACGACGACGCUCCUCUCCUCAUGCUUGGGUUUAAUCAAUUGUUAAAAGGAGUGGCAAUGAUCAGCGGGUAAGUUUUGCUGAUUGCUUGUCAAACAUACUUGAUGCCGAAGAAGGUGAGCUGCAGAGAAAUGGCCGUUGUUGUGUGCUGUUGCAAUGUAUAUAGUAAUACAUAUCAUUUGAGUUCCUCUUUGUAAAGGGCGACAAGUCCAUCAUUUGUUUGAAUUUCUCAAAAUGAAUGAUGAUAACACAUGUAGUCACAGUAGCAUGGAGAAAAGAAGUUCCAAAAUUGAAAAUCUUAGGAUGCUCUAGGUUAGAUUCGUCAUUUUGUAAACUCAAUAUCAUUCAAUUGGAAAUGAAAUUCAGAAAACGAGGGAACAAAUAGUUCUACUGUUUCCAUUACAUGGUA
Molecule: messenger RNA, 3809 nt
Organism: Nicotiana attenuata
Lineage: Eukaryota; Viridiplantae; Streptophyta; Magnoliopsida; Solanales; Solanaceae
Product: translation initiation factor IF-2, chloroplastic
Exons: 13
Coding region: 310-3345 (1011 amino acids)
Biological process (GO): translational initiation
Molecular function (GO): translation initiation factor activity; GTPase activity; GTP binding
Source: RefSeq, a predicted model, not a curated record